Messenger RNA from Drosophila ananassae, 7264 nucleotides. It is a transcript of the gene wech, whose product is annotated as protein wech. The record is from RefSeq and is a predicted model, not a curated record. Lineage: Eukaryota; Metazoa; Arthropoda; Insecta; Diptera; Drosophilidae. Gene Ontology annotation, biological process: proteasome-mediated ubiquitin-dependent protein catabolic process; protein polyubiquitination. The transcript has 5 exons. Bases 1260 to 3758 code for a protein of 832 amino acids. Gene Ontology annotation, molecular function: zinc ion binding; protein binding; ubiquitin protein ligase activity.
GCAAAACAAGUUCCUUAAGGGUGUGUGCUGCGGCUGAAACAGAAAUGCCAAGAGCACGAACCGGACCCGGAGCAGGGGUUCCACAGGAUAUGGAUGGUUGCUCGACUGAAAGAUACCCAUCAUAUGGUAGUGGCACUCUAGCGCCAUCUACGGGCAUUUUUGGUAUUACAAAUUACGAUUUGCUGUGGAACUAAAGAAAAUGAGUUCCACAUUUUUGGUAUUUUUAGUAUUUAUUUUUCAAUUUCCAAAUUUUUAAUUUUUCAAAAUUAAAAUGUAUAUAAAUUAAACAUAAAAACUUAUAUUAAAAAGUAUUCUUUUAUAAACAUUAGUUUCAAUAAUAUACCCCUUUUUUUUGCAUAAAUCAGGGUAUCAUAACAACAACAAAUGCACGCCACCGGUAUCGGAGCCGUCCGGUGGUUUCUGCCUCCGUAUCCGUCCCUUGUAUCCACCACUCACUGUAUUUCAUCCGCAUUUUCGCGCCAUGCGCCGUUAACUGCCGCUCUCUCACUCUCACUCUCCCUCUCUCUCAGUUUGCUUUUCUCUCAGUGGUGAGUGAGUGGCUCUCCCGCGAGAAUCUCUCAGCAAGAAGAAGCAUGGCGGAGAGCGGCAGCGGCAGAGGCAGCGCAUGAACAUAACAUCAAACAGUUUUUUGAUUUAAAUGAGUGAAGGUUGGAAAGAAUAUUCUUCCUAGUCGAAGUGGGUCAGUAUUCGAAUCGGUUCGAUUAAGCCAAAUACGACACAAAAAAAAAAGCGCUCAGCGCACUGUAGCCAGCAGCACACUGUAAAACAGUUAGACAACUGCAACGAAAAACACGCCCGCCAAAGAAAGUGGAAGAAGCAGCAGCCGACGCGCCAAGCUCACAAUAAGAGGGAACUGUUCAUGGGCUCAUAAUUUCGUUUGCACGAGGGUGGCCCAGUGGCAAGUCGCUCCAGUCGCACAAGCACCAGCAGCAGCACACCGCAUUUCAAACGCCAAAAAAGCCCCGGAUGAAAAUGUAAACAUUUUGUAAACAUUACAACGAUAAAUGCUUUCCAACGACUGCCGCCGCCGCCGAGUGCCUACCUAGCAAGUGAUCAUCAUCGAUUAAACACAUGAUAAACGCCUAAGAACGGACCUAAGAACCAAAUCGUAUAAUUUGCAGCGACUAUGGAAUACCCUCUGGCCGUGUAAAGUGUAAAAAAAAAAAAUAUUUACAGCGAAAUAUCGCCACUCCAUCGACUGCCGCCUUGUGCUAUAGCAACGUGAUCUCACCACUCUUAUGAUGGAACUCUUGUCAAACAAUUCGGUUCCGCAACAAAUGGCCAGCAGCAAUGCGCCGAGCGCCAACGGCGUGGCCAACGGCUCCUCCACGGCCAACGGCAGUGGCGGGGGCAGUAUUAGCAGCAAUGCCAGCAACUCCUCCGAACGGCUACUAGCCGGCAUCCUCGAGAGCUUCCCCUCCUGGGACCUCAACGUGGGUCUAUUACCCAACAUGGGUCAGAGCUCUCCGCCACGAACCGACUUCUUCAUAAACAACUUCUUGGGCGGACUAGACACACACGGGGAUUUCAGCAUGGGACCCAUUGGUAGUGGGGCGCGUAGCAAUCCCAAAAUGUCACCCGAGUCCUCGAACAACUCGAGCAUUAGCUGCGGCUGGUGCGAGGUGAGCGCCUCGAUACGCUGCCUCGAAUGCAACGAGUUCAUGUGCAACGACUGCUUGAGGGAGCACCGCAACAGUCCUCUGUCCUCCAAUCACUCUAUCGUGUCCCUGCCCACGCCCAUUGGAGCCUCGCCCACUGGCGGGAGCUCGGCCAACGCUCAUACACCGCCCAGCGGAAACUUCAUCUGCGACAUUCACAACGAGAUGCUGCGCUAUGUGUGCGACUACUGCCGGAAGCUGGUGUGCCAAUGCUGCACGCUGCACGAGCACAAGGAGCACAGCUAUGCCUCCAUCCAGAGCUUUAUGGUUGGCUCCAAGGGGAAGCUGGAGACAGCCAUCGAGAGCAGCCAGGUGGGCACACGGUGCAUCAAGAGCAGCAUCGACAAGGCUCUGGCCUUCAUCCGGCUGAUCGAGCGCAACUGCAGCGAGCUGAGCGACAAUAUCCGGAAGGCCUUCCGCCAGUUCAUCAUCGCCAUUGAGGACCGCGAGCGCUUCCUUCUCGACUUUGUGGAGAAGCUGCGCCAGCGCCGACUGGCCAUCCUGCACGACCAGAUGGCGGGCCUGAAGUCCGCCCUGGCCGGACUCUCCGAAACCUCCGACAUGCUCAGCAAGGUGGCCGACAAUGCCUGCAACUUGGACCAAAUCGAAAUCGCCAUGAAGCUGACCAACGGCCAGCGACAGAUGGAACAGUUCGCGGGCAUCUACAAGGACCUGCAGCCCAAGCAGGAGGUCUUUGCUUUCGCCCCGCCCGACUACAGCCUGUUGCAGGACAUCCGUAACCAAGGCGGCGUGAUCCUAGUGGAUGAUAAGAACAUGCCAAUCGUAUCCAGCACCAAUGGCAUUGUGCCGAGUGUCUCGAGCGUGAGCGGAGUGCCCUCCACUUCUGUGGGUGUUGGCGUGACUGGCGUAGGUGCUGGUGUGGGAGUCGGUGGCGUUGGAGUGACGAAUGGCAUGGACAUGGCCUUCGGCUUGAACAUGGCCACAAAUCCGCUGAAUGUGGCUUCCUCAACAGUGCGCCGUCCGUUGCUGCGCGACAACAGUUUCCGGAUCCCAUCGCCCAUCAUGCAGCCGCGCGGCGGCAGCGCUUGUGGAAUGUCCAAUGCCGCUCUGGACUGGGAACUAAACGGACUGCGCAGCUCCCCGGGACUACACUUUAGUGCACCACGAACCACACAGGCCAUUCCCGGCUGCAUGGAUCUAGUCAAGGUGCGAAACUCCAACGCUCUUUCCCUAUCCUUUGCCACCGAAGGACACGAGGACGGGCAGGUGAGCCGCCCGUGGGGCUUGUGCGUGGACAAAAUGGGGCAUGUGCUAGUGUCGGAUCGACGAAACAAUCGAGUUCAAGUGUUUAAUCCCGACGGAUCGCUAAAGUUCAAGUUUGGAAGGAAGGGCGUAGGCAACGGCGAAUUCGAUCUGCCCGCUGGAAUCUGUGUGGACGUGGAUAACCGCAUCAUUGUGGUGGACAAGGACAACCACCGCGUCCAGAUCUUCACUGCCAGCGGCGUCUUCCUGCUCAAAUUCGGCAGCUACGGCAAGGAGUACGGCCAGUUCCAGUAUCCAUGGGACGUGGCUGUCAACUCUCGCCGUCAGAUUGUAGUCACAGAUUCGCGCAACCAUCGCAUCCAGCAGUUUGAUUCCGAGGGCCGGUUCAUCCGCCAAAUUGUGUUCGACAACCAUGGGCAGACAAAGGGCAUCGCCUCGCCACGAGGCGUUUGCUACACACCCACGGGCAACAUUAUCGUUUCCGACUUUGACAACCACUGCCUCUACCUGAUCGAUCCCGACAUCAAUGACAUACUGUCCGUGAAGGGACACGAGGGCUCGGGCUUCCAUGAGUUCAAUCGGCCCUCGGGCCUGUGCUGUGACGACGAAGGUCGCAUUAUAGUGGCCGAUUCCAAGAAUCAACGCAUCCUGGUCUUCAACCAGAACCUGGACUUUAUGUGGGAUAUUGAGGUGCGUCCCUCCAUAAAUCCGCUGAUGCCACCCACCCUGGACGAGAAGGAUCGCACCUGCGACGUGGCCCUUAUGCCAGACGGUCGGAUUGUAUUCCUCAUUGAACUAUCGCCAGACUCCAAAGAAGGGUCUAACCCUUACAAGCGGUUUGUGCACGUAUUCUAAAUUAGCGAGUGCCGAUCUUUUUUUAGACCAUUUACAAGAGCUAAGCAUUAGCGUAUAGACGAUAUCCAGAUAAGAUAUAUGGAUGGAAAAUGGAGAACAGGUGCAGACAGAUGCAGAUUCAGAUGCAGAUGCAGAAAAUCAGAAUUGAUUGUACGGAAAUUAGCGAAAAUUUUUAGCUUAAGUGCUACAACGAUUACCUCGAUAUUGCUUAAGAGUUACGGUUACAAUUUGGUAAUUUACAAUACAAUACGAAUUACACAUAUGUAUUAAUAGAUAUCUAUAUCUAUGCACAUAUGCAUAUAAUCUAGCGAAUAUACAAAAAAGCCCGAAAACAACCAACUAGAACUAAACACAAAAUGGAAAGUAUAAGGAGGGGGUGACUACAGAGUGGGAACGUGGUUGAGUAUAUUGGGUAUGAUUAGGAGAUAUAAUAGCCAUAGGAUCCGAAGGCAUACAGUAGAGUUAACGAACCUAGUAAAAGAUAAACGCAAAUAGGGAAACUCAACCAUUUACUAGAUGAAAAUAUUCUUACCUGUUAGUUAGACUGAAAGGCAGUUUGCUAGCUGAUAUAAGGAUUUGGGGGAAUGGUAUUUCGUUUUUUUUUUUUAUGGGGUUGCUUAGCGGAGAAACUACUAGAUCUGAUCGAUUUUAAUUCGAUCAGAGUUACUAAAAAAAAAAGAAAAAUUAUUUGCAGAACUUCUGUGGGAUAUAAGAUGGUAUCAAUGUUUGUAUUAUUAUUUUAGUUCGUUUGUUUUAACUCUGUUUUUGACGUUAAUGACUAAGUUAAUUUUUUUGCAAAAUAUUUUAUAAUGAUUUCUUAUAAUUGAGACUGAGCAAGUGAGUACACGAACUUUGUAAAAGUAAAAACAAAGCAAAACAAACAUAAGAAAAAUAUUGAUGAAACCCGCUGACUUUUGGUUGAACUUUUAACAAAGACUGAUUAACUAAAAACCGCAAUUUCGGAGCCAACUAAAGAACCAUAUAUGGUGAGGCCAAAAAAAAAAGUGAAAAAAACAAAACAAAAAAAAUCCAAACACUCAAAUUGCAAUGACAUUGAUAACGUAAAGUAACUUAACAUAGCUUAACAUAAACAUACUUACAUAUAGACAUACCGAUAUCAUAUAGCGAUCCGAUCAUCCAGUCAUGAAUCAUCAUGAGCAUAGCUAAAAAAAAAACCGAGUUUAACUGACAUUCAUUCACAUUCACUCAAAAUUCAUCCAAAAUUCAUCCAUCGAAGCGACUUGCAUGCAUCACAGGGAUUUUCUUUUUUGUGUCAUCAUUAAGUUUAAAAAAAAAGGUAAUUGUGAAAUGAAUUUCCCACAGGAUACACGGCAGGUUGAAAGGAGGAGGGGUUAGCUAAAAGUGAAGUAAAAAGUUUGGGAUGGAUAACAGACAAAACUUAAAAAACAAAAAUCGAAAAAAUUAUCAUAAUUUUUGACUCAAUGUGUUCAUUAGCAUUUAGUAGACUUAGCGGGCGUGGCAUAGAAAAAAAAAAGAUGGAAAAAUCCAGAGCAAUAUAUGGGCGUAUUGAAUACACAUUUAGGUGACAUGUUCCUCGCAGAAACGAAACAAAAAAAACAUAAAGAAAUAUUGAAACUUAAUGGAAAAAUGAGAGUGCAUGAAUUAGCUGAAUUAUCUGUCUAGACUCUAGAGGUGGAACGAUUUUAAUAGCAAAUAUAUAGACACACAUAUAUAGAGAACCGACUAGAACCGAUACUAGGCUAAAAGACCAGGCGUUAAUUGCAAUGGGCAUCUGCUUAAAAAUGUAUUAGCCAACAUAGUUACUUAGUUUAUGUUAUGUUCUUACUGUUUUGAAACGUUCUAUUCUUUGUAUUUGUAUUUGUGUUCAAAACAAACUAAAAAAAAAAACACUAAAUAAUAUAACUAAAAAAAAGGAAACCCGGCUUCAACUGAGAGAACGAUGAUAUAGAAAGAUGUGUGUGUGUGAGAGAUAGCUAACACUCCUUCCACGUAAAAGCAACAUUGCAUAAAAUGCGCAAAACAAAACAAAAAAAAAACCCUGAAAAACUAUCCUUAAAAAAAUGAUGCAAAAAUGCCACUGACUCUACGAGAGCAGUUUCGGCAACAAAAAACAUAUACAAUAUAUUAUAUACAAGUAAUAUACACCAGAAAGCAGAAAAAAAGGGGAAAACCUACUACCAUAACUAGAGCUAUUUAGAGUAGAUAUCGUAAUUAUUUUACACCUUAGUUUAGCCAACCCCCUGGGAACUGGGUCCUGGGACCCUGGGGCCCUGGGGCCCAACACGAAUCGCCAUAAACAUAACAUACUCGUAACCUCAUUUUUAUCCAAUCGUACACACCUUGAAGCGCCGUUCAUUUCUUGUGAUCCAGAUCGAAUCAUUAUUCAAAACCACUCGCACACACCAGCGCACCGCAGAGCAUCCCACAUAUGUAUAUAUAAUAUCAUAUAUAUAUCGGGCCUAGCGACAUCUGAGAGAAUGCCAUAUUUUAAUAAUUGUGUGAGAUUUACUAGAAACCAAUACUAAAGAACUAAUACUUAUAUCAUUACAAAUGAGCGCCGUUUUCUAAAAGCCACAGUUUAGAAAUUGUGUAAAAAAUAUAAAACAAAAGUAAAAAAAAAAAUAUAUAUAUUAAUAAAAACAAAAAAAAAAAGGGAGGACAAUUAAUGGUUAAAACAUAAGCGAAUACCGAAUGCCAUAAUUCAAAAUAAAAAGCAUUUAAACAUAUAUAUCUAUAGAAUACUAAAGUAUGUUAAACACAACAAUUACUAAAAGUCAUGAGAAUAUUGAACAAUUUGCCAAAGGCUUAAGAAUCAAAAACAAAAAAAAACGAAAAUGGUAACAAAACUUACAUGAUUAAAAUAUAAAAAUAAAAAACACAAUACACUCACACAUUCAAAGAAAGCCUACGCAUAAAUAGUUAAUUAAACAAUUUUACAAAAGAUACAUACCAAAAAUACUUAAUUAAAUGCAAGCAGGUAUUUUUUCAAAUAAACAGAAUAUUCCAAAAAAAGAUAAACACGUUGCCCAACACACCUACAAUUAAUUCUAAAGCAAACAAAAAUGCUCAUAUACAAGUAGCUACUAAAUAAACACUAAACGAAUCCAAAACUUAAAUCAGGUAUUCAAAUUUUUUUCGAUUUACGUAUUUAGCAAUUAAGGAAAAUGCAAAAAAAAAAAUAUAUAAAUAAUAAGAAUGACCUAAAUGACUAAAAAUCCUUUGAGAGAUCCUUUGUGCGAUGCAAAGCCUGGUAAUGAUUUUUCUAAAAUUAUAACGAACAUUUAAAACCAACAUACAUAUAUUUAAAUAAGUAACUUUUUAUAAACCAAUCGAUUGACGAUAAUAAAACAAAGCAAAAAAUAAAAAAAAAAAACAAAACAAGAAAGAAAUGAACUCUUAUAUCAAAAUACAAUUUUGAGUAAAACUUUUAAUGACAAAAGCAAUUCUCAGUAAGCACAGAGAAAUGAUUUCAUUACUAUUAAAAAAAAAAAAAAGAAAUGGAAGAAAAACUUAAAAAAAUUAAA